This is a messenger RNA of Brachypodium distachyon (stiff brome), 2131 nucleotides long. RefSeq names its product DNA damage-binding protein 2. Bases 145 to 1857 code for a protein of 570 amino acids. NCBI's taxonomy places the organism in Eukaryota, Viridiplantae, Streptophyta, Magnoliopsida, Poales, Poaceae. The transcript has 11 exons. Gene Ontology annotation, molecular function: protein binding; damaged DNA binding. Gene Ontology annotation, biological process: response to UV; DNA repair. The record is from RefSeq and is a predicted model, not a curated record. Gene Ontology annotation, cellular component: Cul4-RING E3 ubiquitin ligase complex; nucleus.
GACUGGUUUUUUCUCCCAGGCAACCGCUUCUUCGUCUCCCCGUCGCGUCGCCUUCGCGUCUCUCGCCACACCACACCUUUUACCUUCCCGCCUCCCGAGGCCGCCCAGCCCAAGCCCAUCCCAGCCGACACUUGGGCCCACACAAUGGCGACCCGCGCCCGCUUCGUCCACAACAGCCGCCGCCGCCGCGGCGACGAGGAGUCCUCCUCCGAUGACGAACAGCAGCAGGUGGAGUCCUCGUCCUCCGACGACAACGAGGAGGAAGAAGAAGAGGAGGAGGGUCCCGGACAAGUCGUCGCCGACGAGGAGGAGGAGCCGGCGGCCGUGGAGUCUCCGUCUCCGGCGGCGGGGAGGAACGGGAGGAAGGGCCCGAUUACCAUCAGCCUCAAGAAAGUGUGCAAGGUCUGCAAGAAGACAGGGCAUGAGGCAGGGUUUAAGGGGGCAGUGUAUAUAGAUUGCCCCAUGAAGCCUUGCUUCCUAUGCAAGAUGCCAGGUCAUACGACCUUGACUUGCCCACAUAGGGUAGCAAUGGAGCAUGGUGUUAUCCCAGCCCCUAGAAGGAACACAAACACUUCAUUGGAUUACGUCUUUCAGAGCCAAGUGAAAGGCAAGAUCCCCAUGGUCAAGCCUCAGUUUCUGGUACCCAACCAAUUGGAGUGCGGGAACAUUAAAUUUCACCAAAGACGUGUGACUUGCUUGGAAUUUCAUCCAACUAAAAACAAUGUGCUUUUAUCGGGAGACAAGAAAGGGCUACUUGGUAUCUGGGAUUAUGUUAAGUUGCAUGAGAAGAUUACUUAUGACUCUGUGCACUCCUGCAUCCUGAACAGUAUGAAGGUUGAUGCUGCCAAUGAUGGAGUGCUAUACACAGCUUCCUCGGAUGGGACUAUCAGUUGUACAGACUUGGACACUGGAUUAGGCUCACCCUUAUUAAAUCUCAACCCAGAUGGUUGGAAUGGUCCGAACACUUGGCGCAUGAUAUACGGGAUGGACUUAAACACCGAAAAAAGUCUUCUUUUGGUGGCGGAUAGUUUUGGCUUUAUUUACUUACUGGAUAGACGGUCGAAGACAAGAGUUGGGCAACCAAUUCUUAUACAUAAAAAGGGCAGCAAAGUAACUGGCCUCCAUUGCAACCCUGCUCAACCUGACAUUCUUCUAAGCAGCGGAAAUGAUCACUAUGCCCGUAUUUGGGAUACAAGGAAACUCGAGCCCAACUCCUCCCUUGCCAGCCUUGCUCAUGGCCGGGUUGUUAAUUCCGGAUAUUUUUCUCCCCGGAGUGGGAAUAAGAUCUUGACAACAUGUCAGGACAACCGAAUUCGUGUAUGGGAUUAUAUUUUUGGUAAUCUGGAAUCCCCAAGUAGAGAAAUCGUGCACAGCCAUGACUUCAACCGCCACUUAACUCCCUUUAAAGCCGAGUGGGAUCCAAAGGAUUACUCAGAAUCAGUUGCAGUUAUUGGUCGUUACAUCAGUGAAAACUACAAUGGGGCUGCUCUACAUCCCAUUGAUUUCAUAGACACCAGCAGUGGGAAGCUUCUGGCUGAGGUGAUGGACCCCGACAUAACAACUAUCAGCCCGGUGAACAAGCUACAUCCUCAAGAUGAUAUCCUGGCUACAGGAAGCUCAAGGUCCAUUUUCAUUUGGAAACCAAAGACUGGCGUUGACCAUACAGAAGAGAGGACCAGCCAGAAGGUCAAGGAAUAUGUAUAUGGGUCAGGUUCACAGAAGAAAGCAAAUGGCAAGCAUGACAAUAGUAGUGACGACGACUCAGAUGGUGGUUGUGAUGGAAAGAAGAAGAAAGCAAAGAAGACUCGCUUCACUCAUACUGCAAAGGGAAAGGAAAAGGGCAAAUCCAAAGUUUGAUUAUAAAUGUAGUUAGUGCGGCAGCAAUUUUGGCAGAAACAACUUGUUAACAGCAGCUGCUGUAGCUUCUUUUGGUGGUACUGGUACCAUAUUGCCCAUGGUAGUAUGUCAUAGCCAUCCUAAGCGACAAACAUUUAGAAUUAGGCUUCUGUUGCUUUGAAUCAUUAACUAUGUGUGUAUAUAUCUUUAAAAAAAAUUAUAUAUAACCCCCUGCUCUGUUGCUUGAAUGCAGUUAUGUACACAGCCGUUUGCAAAAAAAAAAGUUAUGUACACA